Messenger RNA from Cantharellus anzutake, 1485 nucleotides. Its product is annotated as aspartic peptidase domain-containing protein. Gene Ontology annotation, biological process: proteolysis. The transcript has 9 exons. Bases 1 to 1485 code for a protein of 494 amino acids. Gene Ontology annotation, molecular function: aspartic-type endopeptidase activity. The record is from RefSeq and is a predicted model, not a curated record. Lineage: Eukaryota; Fungi; Basidiomycota; Agaricomycetes; Cantharellales; Hydnaceae.
AUGUUUGCAUUUUCUUUAUGCUCCUUGCUUUGGUGCACUAGCCUCCUGGUUGCGGCGACUCCAAAGCACGAUCUCGGAAAGAGAACUUCGAUAGCACUCAAAACCCGAGACUGGAAUAGUCUAUCCGAUGAAGAGAAGAAGGGCUGGUUUUUACGGCAGAAAAUCAAUGCUGAAAACAAGUACAACACCACGCCUAGAAAGGGCAAGCGUGCUAAGACUGGAACUAUCCAGCUUGUCGACCUGAGCAUUGAUGCCGCCUACGUGGGUGCCAUACAAGUCGGGACUCCGAGCCAAGCUUUCAACGUUCUCCUUGACACUGGUUCUACCGACCUAUGGCUUGCAUCGCAAAAUUGCAGCAUUGGAUGCAGUACCGUCACGAAUCGUUACGACCCAACCAAGUCAUCAUCAUAUAAAGAUACUUCUUCCCCCCUCCACAUCAGGUAUGGAUCUGGUGCAGUAAGCGGAACUAUUGGUACAGAAACUGUUAGCUUUGGGGGUUUUACUGUGACACAACAACCCUUCGGCGUCAUUGACCAAAUCACUUCAGGCAUCAUUAAUGAAGGUGGUGACUUUACAGGUCUUAUGGGUCUCGCCUGGCCUCGACUAGCUCAGACUCGUGCCGAUCCUGCCUGGCUCGCCUCGGUGAAAGCGAAAGAUUGGACCCAGCCUCUAUUCGCCUUUUUCCUUAAGCGUUAUUCAGACCAGCCAACCCCACUGAAGAAUGAGCCAAACGGUGGAUCUAUGGAUAUCGGUUUUACGGAUAGCUCCAAGUAUACGGGUAACAUCAGCUACAUUCCUCUGACCUCUGAGUCAUACUGGGCCAUUUCGAUCGGCGGGGUGACUGUCAAUGGACAGAAAAGUCUUAUUACUGGUACUGCUGCUAUCGACACCGGAACUUCACUAAUCGGCGGUCCUAGCGAUCAAGUGUCCGAAUUCUAUUCCCACAUCCCCUCUGCCCAAGCUCUUACUGGCGAGAACCAAGGCUUCUGGGUCUACCCUUGCACGACCAAGGUAGAGGUCUCUUUCAGCUUUGGGGGUGUAGAGUACAAGAUCGAUCCCCGUGAUUUUUCGCGGACAUUGGAGAGUACUGGUGAACAAUGUUUGGGCUCUAUUUUCGAACUUGGCCUUGGAGCUAACCCCAUCAUCAACUGGGUCGUUGGUGAUUCUUUCAUGAAGAAUGUUUACUCCGUCUUCCGUCAGGACCCACCCGCCGUUGGUUUUGCCGUUGCUAAUCAGAACAAUAAUGGUGGAAACCCUACCACUGGCCAGCCCAUUACCACCGGUUCCGCUACCGGUUCCACUACCGGUUCCACUACCGGCACCCGGACUCCUGCCGGUACCCAGACCCGGACACGAUCGACGGCUCUUUCCACAACUCUGCGUAGUGGUGGUGGCAGUGUAUCCAGGUAUUCCAUCAAUGAUGGGUUAGUUAGCAUUGUCGGCGCUAUGAUGGCCGUCAUUAUUGGCGUGAUGAUCGCGCUCUGA